UCCUCUGUAUAUUAUCUGUAUCAUUGGCAGAGCCUAUAGUUACAAAGGGGGCUGAGUGACCACUGGACUUUGUAUGAAAACACCAACCUGGGAAAGACCAUCAGUUAAGACUGAGACAGGGGUGGGGAUACAUAAGUAGGCUUUUCCUUUAACUUGGACCAUGAUUGGCCCUGCAGCUAGGGCAAGGGCUAGAGAAGAAGCCGGGGCUGGCCUAAAAUCUGGAAUCAGUGGCCCUGCCAAUGCUAGAGUGAAGGCUGAGACCCAGGCCAAGGCAGUGGCUGGGGCAGAACUAAAAACAGAAUCAGUGACCCAGUCCAGAGCUGGGGAUAGAGCAAUGGCCAAGACACAGACAGUGACCUACACUGAGGCUAUGGCUGUGACAAGUGAAGUGAGCAAGAUGGAAGAUAUGAUUAAGACGAGGGUUAUGGCUAAUACUAAGACAAAACCCCUGGCAGAACCUGGUAUAGUGCCCCAAACCAAGUCAAAGGCCAUGCCUAUUUCUAGGGUCAGUGUCAUAAGUAAGUCUGAAGUCAAGGUUGGUGCUGGCAGUGAGGCCAAUAUCAGGCAUCGUGCCAAGGCUAGUGAUAAGGUCAGUAUCGGGUCCAGACCCAAGACAAGGAAAGAGGCCAGCAUCAAGUCUAGGGCUGGGGACAAAGCUGAUAUUGGGAUCAAGUCCAGUAAUGAGGAUGAAGAAAAUGUCUGCUCCUGGUUCUGGACUGGAGAAGAGCCUAGUGUGGGGUCCUGGUUCUGGCCUGAGGAAGAGACCCCUCCUCAAAUUUAUAAGCCCCCACCUAAGAUCCAGGAAAAGCCCAAGCCCAUACACAAACCGAAACUUACAAUAAAACAAAAAGCAACAACAUGGUCAAGGGCCAGGUAUGUUGUCCUAGUCCCAAUUGAGGGAGGGGAGCAAUCCUUGCUUCCAGAAGGAAACUGGACCCUGGUUGAGACCUUGAUUGAAACUCCUCUGGGGAUUCGGCCUCUGACCAGGAUCCCACCGUAUAAUGGGCCUUACUUCCAGACCUUAGCUGAGAUCAAAAAACAGGUUAAGCAAAGGGAAAAGUAUGGGCCUAAUCCAAGGGCCUGCCGCUGCAAAUCACGUGGUUUUAGUUUAGCGCCUAAAGAGUUUGAUAAACUUGUUGCCCUGCUUAAGUUAACUAAGGAUCCUUUCAUUCAUGAAAUAGCUACGAUGAUAAUGGGCAUCAGUCCUGCUUAUCCAUUUACCCAAGAUAUAAUUCAUGAUGUAGGGAUUACUGUUAUUAUUGAAAACUUGGUCAAUAAUCCCAAAGUUAUAGAACACCCUAGAGCUUUAAAUAUGGUGUAUGACAGCUCUGAAUCUUCUGAAGAAUCCAAAACAGGAGAGGCAUACAUACAUCAAGUUUGUAAGGACAUAAUAUCUUAUCCCUUGAACUCCUCUGUGCAACUGGCUGGACUAAAAUUAUUAGUGCACUUGAGUGUGAAAUUUGAGGACCACCACGUGAUUGCCAGUUACAUUCCAGAUUUCCUCACCUUGUUAAACAAGGGAAGUGUCAAGACCAAGUUUUAUGUUUUAAAAGUGUUUCUGUGCUUGUCUAAAAAUCAAGACAAUACGAGAGAACUGAUUAGUGCGGAAGUACUGUCAUCAUUGGUUGCACCAUUUAACAAGAAUGAGUCAAAGGCCAAUAUUCUUAAUAUCAUAGAGAUAUUUGAGAAUAUAAAUUUCCAAUUCAAGAAAAAGGCAAAGCUAUUUUCCAAGGAAAAGUUCACUAAAUCUGAGCUCGUUUCCAUAUUUCAGGAAGCAAAACAGUUUGGUCAGAAACUGCAAGACUUAGCAGAGCACAAUGAUCCUGAAGUGAGAGAUAAAGUUAUACGAUUAAUACUCAAACUCUGAAUAGCCAUAUGUUCUCACAGAGCCUUGAACAAUUUUUUGGUGAUGCAAUAUGAAACCAAUGCAUA
Galeopterus variegatus (Sunda flying lemur) is the source of this 1932-nucleotide messenger RNA. It is a transcript of the gene ARMCX5, whose product is annotated as armadillo repeat containing, X-linked 5. The record is from RefSeq and is a predicted model, not a curated record. Bases 161 to 1867 code for a protein of 568 amino acids. NCBI's taxonomy places the organism in Eukaryota, Metazoa, Chordata, Mammalia, Dermoptera, Cynocephalidae. The transcript has a single exon.